AUGAUUAUUCGAGUUUUAACACCUUAUUAUCUUCUCGGACAAGAUCAAGAAUAUCCAUCACUUAACUUAGAUCGGAAUGUUGUUGAAGAUCAUUACAAGAUUAAUCGAGAAAUUGCUACUGCAGGCAUUAUUUUACUUAAGAAUACAAACAAUAUUUUACCAUUCGAUGUUACAAAAGAUAAAUAUUAUUUUAUUUAUGGAUCAGCAGCAGGUCAACCUGAUAAAGAUUUCGAUUCAGGAUAUUCGUCAAAACAUUCAGGUGCUUUAUAUCAAGGUGGAGGUUCAGGCUUUGUUCAACCAACAUAUGCUAUUGAUCCUCUUACUUCACUUUUAAUUAAAGGUCGAGAUUUUCAUUUUCAAAUUCGAUAUAUUACUAACCAAAAUGAUUAUGUUGCUAUUAAUAAAUCAUUCAAUCAUCGUCACUUUGCUACUGGUAAAUGUCUUGUUUUUAUUAGUGCUUGGUCUUCAGAAGGAUUCGAUAGAAAUGAUCUUCAUGCUUUAAAUAAUGAGGAUAAACUUGUUCAAACUGUUGCUUCUCGUUGUGCUAAUACUAUUGUCAUCGUCAACAGUGUUUCACAACUUAAUCUUGAAAGUUGGAUUGAUCUUCCCAAUGUGGUUGGUGUUAUCUGGUCAGGUAUGCCUGGAUCAGAAUAUGGACCAGCUAUUGUUGACGUUCUUUUUGGAAAUUAUAAUCCAGGAGGCAAACUUGUUUUUACACUUGCUAAAAAUGAUUUUGAUUAUGGUACUGAUAUUAGUCCAACAUACCAUUCCAAUUAUAGUGAAGGUGUUUUCUUAGAUUAUCGUCAUUUUGAUAAAUAUAAUAUUCUACCACGAUAUUAUUUUGGAUAUGGUCUGUCAUAUACAACAUUCUCCUUCUCUAAACUUCAUAUUGUUAAAACUGUAAAAGGUAAACAUAAGGCUUCAUUACAUUAUCGACAACAUCGAAUAAGAACUUAUACUAAUAUUGCUACUUCGAAACUUUAUGAACCUGUCUACGAAAUAACAUUUACUGUCACUAAUAGUGGUGAAGUUUAUGGUUCAGAAGUACCUCAACUCUAUCUUGGAUUUCCGGAUGAAGCAGAAGAACCAGCAAAAGUAUUACGAGGUUUCGAACGAGUGUAUUUAGCAGCAGGUCAAUCGAAACAAGUUUCAUUGAUAUUAACAAAAAAGGAUAUUUCAUACUGGAAUGUUAUUAAUCAAAAAUGGACUGUUGCUCCUGGUACUUAUACAGUUUCGAUUUCAACAUCUGCUAAUAAUGAUGAUAUUAAACUUCAAACUACUUUUAAUAUAGAGUGGCAAAAUCAAAAAAUUAAAAAAGAAAAAUUUAUCUCUCAAAAUCGGGAAAACAUCAGAAUGUUUUUGUGUGAAAUGAUAAAAAAAAUUGAAAAUUCAUUUUUAUCGUGUUAA
Rotaria sp. Silwood1 is the source of this 1407-nucleotide messenger RNA. NCBI's taxonomy places the organism in Eukaryota, Metazoa, Rotifera, Eurotatoria, Philodinida, Philodinidae. The record is from the annotation of a GenBank genome assembly.